CUAACCGCCCCGCCCCCCUCCUGUCCGCCAUCCGGUCCGAGUCCCCGGUCUGACUGUUCGCUGACUCAGUGCCUUAAAGCAGCAUCACCGUCCAUCCGAGCAGAAGCCCAGCAUCGUCUGCGGAGAAACCCAACUUCAGCCAUGGCUAAAACAGUGACCGCAUACAAAGAGAAGAUGAAGGAGCUGUCCGUCCUCUCCCUCAUCUGCUCCUGCUUCUACCCAGAGGCACGCAAGAAGCUCGUCUGCGAGUUUGAAGACAUGGAGGUGAAGUCUAUAGACAAGCGAGCCUCGGGACAGGCCUUCGAGGUGAUUCUCAAGCCCUUGUCUCCAGUGUCGGAUGUAGCCCACAGCCUUCCCUCACCCCCAAAGAGGGAUAUCUCCUUGGAGGAUAUUGAGAAGAAGCUGGAGGCCGCCGAAGAGAGAAGAAAGUACCAAGAGGCCCAGGUGCUGAAGGUCCUGGCAGAAAAGCGAGAGCACGAGAGGGACGUGUUACUAAAGGCUAUGGAGGAGAACAGCAACUUCAGCAAGAUGGCUGAGGAGAGGCUCCAGAUGAAGAUGGAGCAGAUUAAGGAGAACCGUGAAGCCCACCUGGCAGCCAUGAUGGAGCGCCUAAUGGAGAAGGAGAAGCAUGCCAACGAAGUGCGCAAGAACAAAGAGCUGAGGGAAGUGUUGCUAGCAUGAGCGUCUCACAAAUCCUGACUUCUGUCCGUCCAUCAACGACUUGUCCCCAACCUCUCCGAAACAGACAGUUUACCCUGAAGGCUGAGAGGCUCAAGGAUCUCACCUUUACAUCACUGCACCUUCUAUCACGACAAAAUACUCACAACUAUCAAUAGAAAUAAUACAAACUU
Messenger RNA from Austrofundulus limnaeus, 851 nucleotides. It is a transcript of the gene stmn2a, whose product is annotated as stathmin 2a. Lineage: Eukaryota; Metazoa; Chordata; Actinopteri; Cyprinodontiformes; Rivulidae. Gene Ontology annotation, molecular function: tubulin binding. Gene Ontology annotation, biological process: microtubule depolymerization; neuron projection development; regulation of microtubule polymerization or depolymerization. The transcript has 5 exons. Gene Ontology annotation, cellular component: neuron projection; cytoplasm; growth cone. The record is from RefSeq and is a predicted model, not a curated record. Bases 142 to 681 code for a protein of 179 amino acids.